Papaver somniferum (opium poppy) is the source of this 969-nucleotide messenger RNA. Its product is annotated as V-type proton ATPase subunit c''1. Gene Ontology annotation, cellular component: proton-transporting V-type ATPase, V0 domain. Gene Ontology annotation, molecular function: proton-transporting ATPase activity, rotational mechanism. Gene Ontology annotation, biological process: proton transmembrane transport. Lineage: Eukaryota; Viridiplantae; Streptophyta; Magnoliopsida; Ranunculales; Papaveraceae. The record is from RefSeq and is a predicted model, not a curated record. Bases 182 to 727 code for a protein of 181 amino acids. The transcript has 4 exons.
GGAGGUAUUUAGAAAGUAAAAAUUGAUAUUAGGCCCACGUUUGAUAUGAAGAGUUGAACUCUCUGAUCUAUUUGUGUCUUUUUUUUUCUUCGCUCCAAAUCUCUCAAACAAACCCUAGCAUUACUGGAUCAAUUCCAAUAAAAUCAUCAUCAUCACCAUCAUCUGGAUCUGAUUAGUAAUAAUGUCUGGUUCAGUAAUGGUUGGGGCAUCAAGUUCAUGGUCUCACGCUUUAGUACAGAUCUCACCUUAUACUUUCGCAGCACUAGGAAUCGCAAUCUCAAUUGGUGUUUCUGUGUUGGGAGCUGCUUGGGGAAUUUAUAUUACUGGAAGUAGUUUGAUUGGUGCUGCAAUUAAAGCUCCUCGUAUUACAUCUAAGAAUCUCAUCAGUGUUAUUUUUUGUGAAGCUGUUGCUAUAUAUGGGGUCAUUGUGGCUAUCAUCCUUCAGACAAAGCUGGAAAGCGUACCAAAUUCCCAGAUAUAUGCACCCGAAUCUCUAAGGGCUGGAUAUGCAAUCUUCGCUUCGGGAAUCAUUGUGGGAUUUGCAAACCUUGUGUGCGGUCUUUGUGUGGGAGUAAUUGGAAGCAGCUGUGCGUUGUCUGAUGCUCAAAACUCAAAUCUUUUCGUGAAGAUCCUAGUGAUUGAGAUUUUUGGUAGUGCGCUUGGGUUGUUUGGAGUAAUUGUGGGUAUUAUCAUGUCAGCUCAAGCAACAUGGCCUUCAAAAGUCUGAUGAAUGAAGGGGUCAGUAGUACCAAGACAGUACCUGUUUAUCCAACUUAUUUAUUAAGAAGGAGAUGCUAUAUUUUGUCUCUCUUGAGUUCUUGAUGCAUGCUAUUCUUCUUUGAAGUGCAAUAAUAAGCUUAUGUAAUAUCUGUUGUACCAUCCUGUUCUCUGACUUCAGAUUUACCCUUUCUUGUAUUUGAAAUUACAAUUGGUAUAUUUAUUUUAGCUUCUCAUUUUAUGGAGUGUGCA